Messenger RNA from Amphimedon queenslandica, 759 nucleotides. RefSeq lists its product as uncharacterized. The annotation marks the transcript as partial. The transcript has 4 exons. Gene Ontology annotation, biological process: DNA integration. Gene Ontology annotation, molecular function: nucleic acid binding. The record is from RefSeq and is a predicted model, not a curated record. Lineage: Eukaryota; Metazoa; Porifera; Demospongiae; Haplosclerida; Niphatidae.
AUGGAGUCACUUAAGUCUCCCCUGUCAAAGGUCAAAGACAGGUUCACUAGAUGGCCUGAAGCCUUUCCUUUGCGUGACAUAUCUGCUCUAACAAUUGCUCGUGCUUUAGUAGCUAGUUGGAUAUCACGUUUUGGUGUCCCUUCUACAGUUACAACUGAUAGAGGCAGUCAAUUUGAAUCGUCUGUCUUUGCUCAACUCACUCGUUUAUUAGGUACAAGGACUUACCCAGCUGAACUAGUUUAUGCUACAACUGUUCGUUUCCCUGGUGAAUUUUUCUCUCCUACAAAUUCACUUUCACUCUCAAAGUUCUCGGACUAUGUUGCUCAACUCAACUGUGACAUGCGUUCUCUUUCACUCACACCAAAACCUCUUCAACAUCCUUAUGAUGGACCAUAUAAAGUAUUGGAACGUACCGAGAAAUAUGAUGUCAUUGAUAUCAAUGGUACUCGAGACACCAUAUCUAUUCGUUGUCUCAAAUCAGCACAUACAGACAAAAUUAGUUCCAUUAUUCUCCCUAACCAUGAUUCUCUCUUAACUAAUACUCCUCAUUCUCAUUCUACUUCCUCCUCUACUCCUUUGACUACUGACAGUUUUAAGGCCAACACUACACAUUUGGAGACUGACAGUACUUGCUUGGACACUGACACUAAUUGCUCCAAGACCAACGGUACUCACUUGGAUACUCGUUCUAGUCAACGCGUUCGUUUUCCUAAGCUACUCAAUACGUUCACUUGUUCUCUGGAAGGGGAGUACUGUAGG